UUCCGUGAGCUGCAGACUCGUUGUUUUGAUUGCUGUUGCAACCAAAGUUUUCAUUAGAACAAGACUUUCGAAAUGAAUUAUUGAAAUCAAAGUUGUAACAAUGGCUCAGAUACCAUUUUAUUCUUCGGAAAUCGGUUUUAGAAAACAGCUAUUUUCUUGUAAACAAGAUCGUCGCAUUCGAAAAUAUUCACUGAAGUAAGAACUUGUGGUCAUUAAGUAAAAUUUUGCCUGGCUGACUAUCCUUCAUAAAUACCGAACACCAGAUUUUUCAAUUUACUUGGUGCAAUUCAUUUUCCUGAGAAGAUGCAGUCUGUGUUGUUGCUACUUUUCCUCUUUCUAACGUGGACUGGAAUAAGUCAUUGUUACCAAGACACGGAAGAAUUAGUAAUACUCAGACCUCUGGCCAAGACUUUCAGUUACAGUGCAGGUGAAGAAGGCCUUUCAGUGGAUUUUCAUAAUACUGAACUUGAAAAAUGUUCUGAUUUAGAUGACUCAGAGAAUGAUGAAUCGUUUCAAGAUAAUGAGAUCGUUAGGAAAAAGCGCUCUCCCCACAACUGUGAGUUUCCCAAAUCUAUGGAUGAUUCUGAACUGUUCUGUAAAACUUGGCCGUCUCGACGAGAAUGCAAUCAGACUUGCAUGUUCGGCUACACUUUGAAAGAAGGCGUAAAAAGGACGAUGAGAUGUGAGUUUUCAAAAGGGGAAUGGUCGCCCACACGUAGAUUUGAAAAGUGUAAACCAUUCGUUGAUUGUACUGUCAGCUUAGGACCAGGAGGAGCAAUGAAAUGUCAUACAAAUUUCAUGGAUCAUGGACCUAUAUGUGAGAUAUCGUGUCAACAUUAUGAGGAUAAACCUGCUGUUGAGAAAGCUAAAUAUCAAUGUGAUAUUAACGGAAAAUGGAAACCGAAACUGCCUUUUUGUGCUACCCCUGGAACUGGUAUAACGCUGGUAAAUCCUCCGUCACAAGUAAGACGAUACCGUCAUUAGCAUUGAUUGUAAGACUCAUUUCUCUGAAAUGCUAAGUUAUUCGAUUCUAUUUCGAAACUUAUUUUGUAAAUAACUCAAUAAAAGGAUUUAAGCAUUGA
Stegodyphus dumicola is the source of this 1082-nucleotide messenger RNA. RefSeq lists its product as uncharacterized. NCBI's taxonomy places the organism in Eukaryota, Metazoa, Arthropoda, Arachnida, Araneae, Eresidae. The record is from RefSeq and is a predicted model, not a curated record.